AUGACCGAUUCUCAAGCACUAGUUCCUGGGCCUUCACCGCCUCAUAGCAAAGCUGAAAUUUGUUACGGAGCUACUUUUUUCAACAUCUCUUCUUAUGGAAUCAUGGAAAAAUAUGAAACUCCUACUGUUAUCUUCGGAUAUGCAUUGCCUCUCCUUGAGCUGCAGAUCAUUCUCAUCUUCGUUUGCAUCGUCUUAUCUCAUAUGUUCCUCAGACGUAUUGGCAUACCACGGUUCGUCUCCAACAUACUUGCUGGUUUGAUUCUUGGACCUCAGCUGCUUGAUCUUCUGGAGUAUUCAUCGGACCGAUUAUCGUUAGACAUCCCCGGAAACGUAGCGUUGGAAGGUGUGGCCAGGCUUGGGUUGGUAAUGUUCACGUUCUUAAUGGGCGUGAAGACCAACAAGAGAGCGGUGUAUCAAAUCGGUAAACGUCCGAUAGUAAUCGCGGUUUCGUCCUUUUUCGUGACUAUGAUCAGCGGGUUAGCCUUCAGAAACUUCCGUCUCGACAAGGUCGACCCUCUUUAUAUGCCUCUGAGGCUAGCCCCAACAGAACGCUCCGUGAUUGUAUCGAUUCAAGCAGUAACGCUGUUACCGGUCAUAACCCACCUCGUAUAUGAGCUGAAGAUGUCAAACUCCGAGCUCGGCCGCAUCGCCAUAUCUACAGCCGCCGUCAGCGAUUUCCUUGGAUUUCUCACUCUAGUAUGCAUCUCCUACGUUGGAACAUACAGGUAUGUAUCGCCCGGAAUAGCCAACCGCGACAUAGUGGCAUUGAUCAUCUUAGUCCUUGUGAUCCUAUUCAUCUUCAAGCCAAUGGCACAACGAAUAGUGGACAUGACCCCAGAAGGCAAGCCCGUACCGAAAGUCUACUUAUACGUAACAAUCCUGACCGCAAUCGCCGCGAGUAUAUACUUAAGUGUUUUCAACCAAAUGUACAUUCUAGGAGCUUUAUUGGUGGGGUUGGCAAUCCCAGACGGUCCGCCUCUGGGAUCUGCGUUAGAGGCAAGGUUCGAGAGCUUGGUUACAAACAUAUUUUUCCCUAUUUCAAUCGCGGUCAUGGCGAUGAAAGCUGACGUUGUAAGAGCAUUGUAUUCGUUCGAUGACAUUUCCUUUAACAUACUUCUACUGGGUCUUACAGUGGUAGUGAAAUGGACUGCCUCUUUUGUACCUUGCUUGAUCUUCUGCGAGUUACCUACUAGAGAAUCCGUUAUCAUCGCCACUAUCAUGAACUAUAAGGGUUUUGUUGACUUAUGCUUCUUCGAUGUCGCCUUAAGAAGAAGGAAUUUGUCGCGAGCAACGUACACGGUCAUGAUUAUUUACGUGCUAUUGAACGCGGGGAUUUUGCCUACGAUUAUAAAAGCACUAUAUGAUCCAAAGAGGAAGUAUAUUGGAUAUGUCAAGAGAGACAUUAUGCAUCUUAAAACAAACUCAGAUCUCAAGAUUCUAACUUGUUUGCACAAGCCUGACAACAUCUCAGGUGCGAUCUCGCUACUUGAAUUGCUUUCCUCGCCGCUAAACAACGAUAACAAAGACAGAGGAGUCAUUGCUGUCACGGCGUUACACCUAGUGAAACUCGCAGGACGUACGUUUCCCAUCUUGAUACCUCAUGACAAGCGGUCUAAAGCGCGGUUGCUUCAAAACUCUUACAUACAAACAAUGAUGCUCGCGUUCACCGAGUUUCAACAAGAGAAUUGGGAAUCUACCACUGUUAGUUCCUUCACAGCUUAUUCUCAUGAGAACCUAAUGGAUCAAGACAUUUGCAAUCUUGCUUUAGACCACCUCACAUCGAUGAUCAUUGUCCCUUCGGGACGAAAAUGGUCACCCGAUGGAGAAUAUGAAUCAGACGAUAUUAUGAUCAGACGUGUUAAUGAAUCUCUCCUUGACCUCGCUCCAUGUUCUGUCGGCAUACUUAACUACCGAGGAUAUAAUAAAGGUAAGAAAAAGACCAACAGUAUCAUUAACGUUGGUGUGAUCUUCAUUGGUGGUAAAGAUGAUCGUGAGGCGCUUUCCCUUGCGAAAUGGAUGGGACAGAACUCGAGAGUGUGUCUUACUGUUAUCAGAUUUUUGUCUGGUCAAGAACUAGAUAAGUCCAAGAAUUGGGAUUACCUUGUUGACGACGAGGUCUUGAAUGAUUUGAAAGCGACAUAUUCAUUGGCCAACAAUUUUAACUAUAUGGAGAAGGUAGUCAACGGUGGACCUGCGGUGGCCACCACCGUUAGAUUGGUGGCGGAAGACCAUGAUUUGAUGAUUGUAGGAAGAGAUCACGAAGAUUAUUCGCUGGACUUAACAGGGUUGGCACAGUGGAUGGAGCUUCCGGAGUUAGGAGUCAUCGGAGAUUUGCUUGCAUCCAAAGAUUUAAGAGCUAGGGUUUCUGUUUUAGUAGUUCAACAACAACAACAACAUGGAUGA
Molecule: messenger RNA, 2403 nt
Organism: Arabidopsis thaliana (thale cress)
Lineage: Eukaryota; Viridiplantae; Streptophyta; Magnoliopsida; Brassicales; Brassicaceae
Gene: CHX9
Product: cation/H+ exchanger 9
Exons: 4
Coding region: 1-2403 (800 amino acids)
Biological process (GO): proton transmembrane transport; transmembrane transport; monoatomic cation transport
Cellular component (GO): membrane
Molecular function (GO): antiporter activity
Source: RefSeq, marked reviewed